AUGAAGAAACGAACUUUCAUAACGGAGUACUCCAUAUUAAAACGAUACAUCACAAAAUGUGCAUCGUGCAUCGAAGCGUGGACAUCCGGUGUCGUUUGCGUUACGACCAUUGGACAUCCACCGAUCGAAAGAAACGAUCGCCGCGAAAAGGGAAAAUGCACUAACAAUUACGAACGACGUCCUGCACUCGGAAGGACGACGUAUCCAUGGCUUGUCUUGCUCCGUGACAUCGCAGUCUCCUUAACGUCGAGUGGUGUCGUUUCGAGAGGGGCGAGAGCCGCACAAUGUGAAAGAGUGACGGUCGUUAAACAUAACUGUCAUUUAAGAUUUCGUCUUCGUCAGCUCUUCGCGAGAACCGAACCGAUGUACACUCACAAUAACAAGUGA
Molecule: messenger RNA, 387 nt
Organism: Leptosia nina
Lineage: Eukaryota; Metazoa; Arthropoda; Insecta; Lepidoptera; Pieridae
Source: the annotation of a GenBank genome assembly